Messenger RNA from Perkinsus marinus ATCC 50983, 846 nucleotides. RefSeq lists its product as hypothetical. The coding region runs from base 1 to 846 and encodes 281 amino acids. Gene Ontology annotation, biological process: protein phosphorylation. The record is from RefSeq and is a predicted model, not a curated record. The transcript is spliced from 4 exons. Gene Ontology annotation, molecular function: protein kinase activity; ATP binding. Lineage: Eukaryota; Perkinsozoa; Perkinsida; Perkinsidae.
AUGGAAAGGGAGGAGGAGGAGGGUCGUCAUCACCAGGGCUUAGGAUAUUAUGAUCAUGCUCAUCAUGUUGAUGAUGAUGAUGUUUUGAAGGAUGUACCCAUUGCAAGGGAAGAUCUGAUACGUGAUCAUCAUCAUCAUCAUCAUAUUACUAAUAGUCCUGAUGAUGAUUAUGAUGAUUAUGAUCACUUUGAUAAGGAUUAUGAAAUAAAUAAUAUGAUUGGUGAAGGUGGUUUUGGUGUGGUAUAUCGAUGUACACAUAGAAGGACUGGUAUAGAGAGAGCAGUUAAGAUUAUUAAUGCUGAUGAUAUUAAAGAUAUGAGAUUAUUCCAAAAUGAAUUGGAUGCUCUUCUUGAUCUAGAUUCCCCUUAUAUUGUCAGAUUACUUGAAUACUAUUAUUGCGAUGAUUAUGAUAAUAAUGAUGGUGACUAUUAUCAUGAUAAUAAUGAGAUCAUCAACAACAACAGCAGUGGUGGUGAUAUGGGAUUAUCACGACGCCAUCUCACGACGACGCACAUAGCAGCUUCUCAUAAUAAUGAUGAUAUACGGAGGCCCAAUAAGGAGGAGAAGGCUACUGCUACUACUAGUAGUAUCAUAGCAGCAGAGUUUGUUGCUGCAACUCUUGAUGAUAAUUUAACUGAUAUCAAUGAUGAUAAGGGUAGGACAUUCCUUGAAUAUACCUUCCAGCAACUAUUGGAUGAUAAUAAUAAUAAUAAUAAUAAUAAUCCUACUAUCCUACUAUCCGAUAAUAAUAAUGACCAUGAUUAUGAUGAUAAGAAGAAGAAGAAUGAAAAUGUUAUCGAUGAUUUCGCAUCCCCAUCUGAUGAUGAUGAUAGAGCUAAGAAGUGA